GGCGCGCAAAAUGGCGGCCAAGAUGGCGGCAGAGGUCCCCGAUUCGGUGCUGCUGCGGGUCCUGGCGCUGUUGCCGCUGCGGGAUCGGCUCCGUGCGGCCAGGGUCUGCCGGCGUUGGAGGCAGCUGGUGCAGGACCGGGUGCUGUGGGCAGACGUGGACCUGAGCCCGCACAAGCUCAGCUCCAAGAUCCUGUGGCAGCUGGUGCGGCACCGCCUGGGCGACAGCCUGAGGACCCUGCGGGUUCGGGGCGCGCUGCUUGCCGGCGGCAGGGAGCGGCUGCUGACCCCUGCGCUGCUGGCCGCCCUGGCAAAACGCUGCCCGCGGCUCACAAGGCUCUGCCUGGCUGAAGCCGACCUGCGCCUGCUGCCCUACGAGAGCUUCCCCGAUUCCAUCACGGUCCUGGAACUGAGCUGCUGCGAAAUCCCUGCUGCCUGGUUCUGCGGCUCUGAAGCCCAAGCCCUGCCCCGGCUGCAGCACCUUGUGGUCCACAAAGUCCCUGCGUUUUCCAACCAGCACCUGCUGAACGUCUCUUCCCGCAACCGCCUGAAGACGCUGACCCUGUCGGGGACCUACCGCGUAACAGACGCGGGGAUUCAGAGCGCGGCUCCGCACCUGGAGGAGCUGCAGCGCCUGGUGCUGCGUCACUGCGUCGUUACCGACUCAGCCCUGCACUUCAUCGGGCACCACAUGAAACAUCUCCGGUUCCUGGAGAUCAGCAGCGCUUACUCCCUGACGAACAUGGGCCUGGCUUGUUUAGCAGCCCUGAAGUGCCUGGAGAUGCUGCACCUUGACCACUGCGAUAAGUUUUCCCCAGACGCCAUUGCCGCUUUGUGCCGAGCGCUUCCCCAGCUGAGGAACCUGAAACUGGACGGGGCUGACUUUGGAGAUGAGGCAAUGGGUAAAAUUCAGGCGAGCUUGCCCAACUGUAGCUUCUCACACACUCCUUGAACAGCCCAAAGCGGGAGGGCAUUCACCACUCAUUGCUGAGCUUCCAAUUCCCCUUUUUUGGCGUAAAACCUUAUUACCUGGGAGCUGCUGUUCACGUUUUGGGGAACAGAAUUAUUUAGGGGCUGAAACAGUGAGCCAAGCUGGUCUGGCUGAGGCUAGAGGGUGUGUGCGUGGCCGGUUUACAAGCUAAAGCUCUGUUUGCUCCUCUUCCCCCUGCUGCUGAGCAUCAGGCAGCAGCUUAACCCGUGCCGAAUUGCAGGAGUGAAGCGAGGCGGCCUCCUGCCGCAGAGCCCAAAGCCCAGACGUCCAGUUAAUGCCUAACCCGGUUGCCUCACCGCCCUGCACGUAGGCUGCAAGCUGUGCUGAGGAAGAAAUAUUUCAGCCACACGUGCCAGGGCUGUGUUCUUGGAAGAGCUGGGGUGAUCUGCCCAGACAGCGUUGUUGUCACAGGCCAGGCUAUCAUCACACUGGUGCCUUCCCCCAGGACUGGUGUUUGAAGCUGUUCUCCAGGAAGUUUUGGUCCUGAGGCUUCCUAAAUGGUGCUAAGAACAACAUGUGGCCACAGGCGGACUGGCGUGGGCUUGCAGGCAUCGUCGAGGCUGCCAUCGCCUCUCUUGGCUGUCCUGGGAGCAGCCACGUUGCCCUGUCACUUUUUAUUGCCCCCGAUCUCCUCCCACCUGCAGUGUUGUAACCCCAGAUAACGGACGUUGUGGCUGUAGCGCUGUGACAUUGCUAUUCUUGGAUCCCGGAGUCAGCCAAGGGCAUUUUUAAAUCAAAUAUUGUAUUUAUUAAAUAAAUAAAAAAUAUUUUGACUU
Messenger RNA from Cygnus atratus (black swan), 1764 nucleotides. It is a transcript of the gene FBXL12, whose product is annotated as F-box and leucine rich repeat protein 12. Gene Ontology annotation, cellular component: SCF ubiquitin ligase complex. Lineage: Eukaryota; Metazoa; Chordata; Aves; Anseriformes; Anatidae. The record is from RefSeq and is a predicted model, not a curated record. Gene Ontology annotation, molecular function: protein binding. The transcript is spliced from 3 exons. Gene Ontology annotation, biological process: positive regulation of protein ubiquitination; SCF-dependent proteasomal ubiquitin-dependent protein catabolic process. The coding region runs from base 11 to 949 and encodes 312 amino acids.